UUUACAAAUCGAUUUAGCAAACCCGCAUGGUUUUGUCCAUGGUAAUAUGAUUUUCAGAAGGGGAACCUCUGCCAAAAAUAUUCUUUAUUAUGACAGAAUAGCUUUGACUCUGCUAUUGGAUUUUGCAGAAGGGAGGCCGAGCCAAGACUUGACUGCGCCUGCGGAGACGGUCAUACAUUAAUGCGCAUGCUCGUCUCUUGGUUAGCGCUGCAUAUGGUUGACUGAGUAAACAGGAAGUGUGAGAGAUAUGCGAUUUAAAUAGACCUGGGCUUUAAUUAUUCGAUUUAACUGAUGUUAUGUGUUUCUAAAAUAUUUAACAAGCGAAAGGACUGCACACGGCGCACAGAUGUAGAAGCAACUCAAACAGCAAGAAUGGAUGUGGGGAGAGUGGUGAAGUUUGCAACAUUCUCAAGGGCUCUUACACUGCUGCUGCAGGCUGUGUUUAACUCCCUGAUUCCAGACCACGUGCCCGAUGCAUUCAGUCCUCCCCACGUUGCAGAGCCGAAAUGCUGGGACUCCCUGGUAGAAGUUAUAUUUGGGGGCCUUUCCCGCUGGGACGCAGAGCACUUUCUGUUCAUAGCUGAACGCGGCUAUGUCUAUGAACACAAUUUUGCCUUCUUCCCUCUGCUUCCUCUGAGCCUGCGUGCCGUUGCAGCCACUGUUUUCUGGCCUUUGGGAGGAUUGCUGAAUUUCCGAAGUCGUCUGCUGCUGUCUGUUGUGUUAAUAAACUCUGUCCUGUUCGUCCUCAAUGCUGUCACUUUGUACAGCCUGGGCAGGCUGGUGCUCCAGGACCGCAGGCUGGCCUAUUACUCCAGUCUGCUGUACUGUAUCACGCCUGCUAAUGUCUUCAUGGCAGCCGCCUAUUCCGAGAGCCUGUUUGCUUUCUUGGCGUUCGGAGCGAUGUGGCUGCUGGAGAAAGGACAGGCGUUAACAAGCUGUUUUGUGUUUGCCCUCGCGACCGCCACCCGCUCCAAUGGAAUUGUAAGCGUUGGAUUCCUGCUUUACAUUCAGUUUCAACGCUGCAUUUUACAGGCCAGAGUGGUUGGCAGGACUGCGGUAAAGCUGACCAAGUUUUUAAGUUAUGCUCGGAUUUCUUUUCAGUUUGUGCUCUCUGUGGCUGUAGGGACUGCGGUCGUUCUCCUGCCUUUUGGUCUUUUUCAGUAUUAUGGAUAUGUGACGUUUUGUAAACCCACGAUGAAACCAGAACUUAUCUCAAAUGCUUUACUUGAGCUGUCCGAGCAGAAAGGCUACCGGGUCCCUGAUAUGACCAGAGACUCACCGAGCUGGUGUUUUCACCAGUACCCUCUUUUGUACUCUUACAUACAGGAUGUCUACUGGAACGUGGGGUUCCUCAGGUACUACAAACUCAGGCAGGUGCCAAACUUCCUCCUUGCGCUGCCUGUCACAGUGCUGGGUACUGCAGCAGCCUGGCAGUACUGUACUGCUAACCCCUGGUUCUGCUUGCAGCUAGGGCUUAUCGAUGGGAAACAGAAGGGUCAGAGAGGAGAAAACCCUGACUUAAAAGGGUCUGACAAACCUGCCUCUGGAUUUUAUAGUCCCAAGGUGUUUGUGUACUUAGUACAUGCAACCGUGCUCUUAGCUUUUGGGGUCUUUUGUAUGCAUAUUCAGGUUCUAACUAGAUUCCUCGCUUCCUCGUCUCCUGUUCUGUACUGGUUCAGUGCCCAUCUUCUUCAGAAACAUGAACCCUUCUAUAGCACAGAUAGAGUCGAGAAAGCUGCUUCCUCCACACAGAGCCACACACGUCGUGCCAGGAUGCCCACCUCCAGUGAUGCCUGCAUGACUGGCUCCGAAUGGAGGAUCCUUCCCCAGAAUCCUCUCACCGAGCUGCUGUUGAACUGGGCACACUGCUCCGCUGUCACCAAGUGUCUUCUGGGGUACUUCAUAUCCUACUGGGUACUGGGACUCGUACUGCACUGCAACUGGCUGCCGUGGACAUGAAGGAGGGCAUUCAAAAAGAAUGACAAUUCUGAGUCUGUGAAGAUAAAUCAACAAAUACCAUCAUACGUGUCUUUAUUAAAUAAACUAAAACUGUACCUGCCCGUUUUGUAGUAUUUCUGUGUGUGUGACAGCAGUUUGUGUCUCAAUCUACCCACAAUUAUGCAUUUUAAAUAUUAAAUAUUGUAAAUGACAAGAACUACUAUAUGUGGAGGCUGUGUGGUCCAGUGGUUAAAGAAAAGGGCUUGUAAUAAGGAGGUUCCCGGUACAAAUCCCACCUCAGCCACUGACUCAUUGUGAGACUCUGAGCAAGUCACUUAACCUCCUUGUGCUCCGUCUUUCGGGUGAGAUGUAAUUGUAAGUGACUCUGCAGCUGAUGCAUAGUUCACACACCCUAGUCUCUGUAAGUUGCCUUGGAUAAAGGCGUCUGCUAAAUAAACAAAUUA
Acipenser ruthenus (sterlet) is the source of this 2402-nucleotide messenger RNA. RefSeq names its product GPI mannosyltransferase 2-like. Lineage: Eukaryota; Metazoa; Chordata; Actinopteri; Acipenseriformes; Acipenseridae. The record is from RefSeq and is a predicted model, not a curated record. Gene Ontology annotation, molecular function: GPI mannosyltransferase activity; alpha-1,6-mannosyltransferase activity. The transcript has 4 exons. Gene Ontology annotation, biological process: GPI anchor biosynthetic process. Gene Ontology annotation, cellular component: mannosyltransferase complex; endoplasmic reticulum membrane. The coding region runs from base 292 to 1959 and encodes 555 amino acids.